Messenger RNA from Capsicum annuum, 1484 nucleotides. RefSeq names its product protein MITOFERRINLIKE 1, chloroplastic. Lineage: Eukaryota; Viridiplantae; Streptophyta; Magnoliopsida; Solanales; Solanaceae. The coding region runs from base 62 to 1294 and encodes 410 amino acids. Gene Ontology annotation, cellular component: mitochondrial inner membrane. The transcript has a single exon. The record is from RefSeq and is a predicted model, not a curated record. Gene Ontology annotation, molecular function: S-adenosyl-L-methionine transmembrane transporter activity.
UAACGACCUCACAUCUCCUACCUACCCAGCAGUUUCGCACUUCCACUUGCUUCCAACAACUAUGCGCCAAAGCCAAAAAUCUGUGAGAAAAAUAGCAAUGGAAACUCGAAAAGGCAACUCCCUUAGCCUCCUCCUACAAGACCCGAAUGACCUCAAAAAUGAAUUCAACUCCCUCUUCAACAAUCUCAACACUUGCCUUUUGUCUAAACACAAAAAUCCCAAAUCAAGAAACAGUCAUUUCAGUCCGAAAUUCAAGUUUUCUUCAACUUCUGUAUCAAUUGAAGCACAAAUUAACAACCCCACUUCCAGUUUUGUAAAAACUGCUGCUAGAGACUCACCAAAAGUUCAGGUACUUUUCAAGAAUCUUUCUGUUGUUGAAAGAGCACUUAUUGGUGCAGCUGGCGGUGGCAUUGCUGGUGCAUUUACUUAUGUGUGUCUUCAUCCACUCGACACUAUUAAAACUAAGCUUCAAACUAAAGGGGCAUCUGAGAUAUACAGUGGGGCAGUUGAUGCUUUUGUAAAGACUUUUCAAAGUAAAGGGAUUCUUGGUUUUUACAGUGGUGUUUCUGCGGUUAUUGUCGGGUCUACUGCUUCUUCUGCUGUUUAUUUUGGGACUUGUGAGUUUGGUAAGUCAAUUUUGUCGAAAUUCGAAGGGUACCCUUCUGUGCUUAUUCCACCUACAGCUGGUGCAAUGGGGAAUAUUGUGUCGUCUGCGAUAAUGGUGCCGAAGGAAUUGAUUACUCAGAGAAUGCAGGCUGGGGCUAAAGGGAGGUCUUGGCAGGUCCUAAUGAGAAUCUUGGAAAAAGAUGGGAUUUUGGGGUUGUAUGCUGGAUAUAGUGCUACAUUGUUGAGGAAUUUGCCUGCUGGGGUUUUGAGUUAUUCAUCAUUUGAGUAUUUGAAAGCUGCGGUAUUGAGUAGUGUGAAGAAGGAAAGGUUGGAGCCAUUUCAGAGUGUUUGUUGUGGGGCAUUGGCUGGUGCUAUAUCAGCUUCACUAACAACUCCUUUGGAUGUGGUGAAGACUAGGUUGAUGACUCAGGUGCAUUCUGAAGCUGCUAAUAAGGCUGCUGCUGUAAUGGUUACUGGCGUCUCGGCUACUGUUAGACAGAUAUUGAAAGAAGAAGGUUGGGUUGGUUUUACGCGGGGAAUGGGUCCUAGAGUACUUCAUAGUGCUUGCUUUUCAGCUCUGGGGUACUUUGCAUUUGAGACAGCUAGGCUUACAAUCUUGGAUCAGUAUCUGAAGCAUAAGGAGCUAAAGAAUCUGGUUCCUGCAGAUGAGGCAGCCCAGGCCAGUUAGAAUGUAUGAGUACUGUUUAUUAAAUACAUCUGUUAAAACCUUUUGUAAGUGCACUUGUUUCUUAUUGUUUCCAAUCAUAUCUCUGUAGAUUAAUGUCUUCACAAGUUGAAACCUUUGACCGUACAAGUUCGCGAAGAAGAAUGUCUCUGGAUUUGUUUGCUAAUAUUAGGCGGAUAUGUAUAGUUGAUCA